This is a messenger RNA of Xyrichtys novacula (pearly razorfish), 30371 nucleotides long. NCBI's taxonomy places the organism in Eukaryota, Metazoa, Chordata, Actinopteri, Labriformes, Labridae. The record is from the annotation of a GenBank genome assembly.
AUGAAGCUGAAGUUUCCAAACCCAGGACUGGAUGACCGGAUUCCUUCUCAUAAGGCUCUGGAACAGAUGGAAACUGAGGAAGCUGGAGACAGGCCCAAGUGGGACAACAAAGCCCAGUAUCUGCUCACUUGUGUGGGAUUCUGUGUUGGACUUGGCAAUGUCUGGAGGUUUCCUUAUCUUUGUCAGAGCCACGGAGGAGGUAAGCCAGGAUGAAACUGAGUGUUAUCUGACUGAAUUCUUUCACAGAGGCAUCAAAUGUUAAAGCUGCUUGAAAGUAACUAAUGUCAGUGAGCUCAAAAGGGUUCAAGUAAAGUCUAAGUUUUAUCUUUUUUUUUUGUCAGAAACAGAAACUUUAGCUACUUUGGUCUACUUCUUUCAGUAAAAAUUCAUCCCAUUUGUGCUGAGCAUCUGUGAUUCAUAAAGCUUUGAACAGUCACACACUAAAACACAUGAAGACAUAAAUCCAACAAAACUGAUAUUUCAUGCAAAGGAGCUUUUUUUUCUAAAUUGAGAAAGUAUUAUGAGAUUAAUUUAGUGUUUGAGUGCAACAAGAAAUUACAAAUUACUUUAAGAAAUUUACCCAUCACAGACAUAAAAUUGUACAUACAGACGGACAGAGAGACAGUUAGACAUAUUAAAAGUUUCAGGUAAAGUUAAUUCUAGUUUCAAGCAUUUAAAAAGCAAUUUAUUAUAGGGCAUGUUUGUUAAGAAACACACAUUUGUAUUGAUCUUUAAAUUGAAUUGUAUCAUGCUGUAUUGCAAUAUUAAUUUCAAUUGCAUUUAAUCAUAAAGUAAUGCAUUAUAAUAUGUCAUAUUUUAUUUUAACCUGUAAUAUUUUAUCUAUUAUACCCUCAUGAAAUGUAUUGUAUGCAAUUGAGCUGUAUUUCAACCUAUUGCUUAAUCAAUCUAUCAAACCAUUGAUAUUUAUAGAAUGCCAUUUCACAACAAAUAUCAUCUUAAGAUUGUUUAGUUAUAUUUAUAAAGACCCAACGUCUUCUAAGCUCAGACCAAAUCUUAUUAUAUUUUAAUCUACCGUAAGUGUGAUACCUUUCAUGUCCUGCUGUGUCAAUAAGCAAAAAGUCACCAUAUUUUGACUUAUAUUCAUUAUGGUAAAUUUUGUACCUUCAGGGGCGUUCAUGAUACCAUUCCUUAUCCUGCUGGUCCUGGAGGGAAUCCCGCUUCUGCAUCUGGAGUUUGCAAUCGGUCAGCGCCUGAGGAAAGGCAGCGUGGGAGUGUGGAGAUCCAUCAAUCCAUACCUGACAGGAGUUGGUAGGUUAAGAAUAAAUGAUUAAAAAAUAAAAGUAAAGACUUAUUUUAUGUGUCUCAGUAACACAUACACAAAAAAUCAUAGUGAUUUUCAGUCACUCUGGUAAGAGGUUCAACUUUUUGUCUGGUGUCGACUUUUUACUUUCAGUCCAAUGUAUUAGUGCUUCUGUAGGAAAUAUCGUAUCAAUGUGCUAACAUGCUAAACUAAGGUGGUGAACUUGGAAAACAUGAUAAACACGCAAUAUUACCUUCACCAUGCCUUAGUUUUAAGUAUGGCUGUAACCCAGCAUGGCCACUCACUGUAAAAUUGCAGAGUACUCUUUCCAUCAAAACAUUAAUGAUUGCUUCAUCCUAUCGCAGGUAUUGCAUCUCUGUUGGUCUCAUUUUUGGUGGGCAUGUACUACAACACAAUCAUGGCCUGGAUCAUGUGGUACCUCUUCAAUUCCUUUCAGGAUCCUCUGCCUUGGAGCCACUGCCCACUCAAUGCCAACAGAACAGGUAUCACAACAAAAAUCAAACUCCCCCCAAAAAACGGUUCGCUGUAGAGUUGACCUUAACCCCAAGUUCUUUUCUUCUUUUUCAGGUCUGGUGGAGGAAUGUGCGAGGAGCAGCACUGUUGACUACUUCUGGUACAGAGAGACCCUGAACACUUCCACAGCUAUCGAUGAGGCUGGAGGUCUGCAGUGGUGGAUGGUGCUCUCCCUGGUUGCUGCCUGGACUCUGCUCUAUGUUUGCUGCAUCAGGGGAAUUGAGACCACAGGAAAGGUCUGCAUCUGAAUAUUCUAGUACAGUAGUUUAUGUGAAUUUUUUCCAUGUAUAGGCUUGUCUCUAGCUUACUUGGUCGUCUUUUUUUAAUUUCUCAGGCAGUCUACAUCACCUCUACUCUCCCCUACCUGGUCCUCACAAUCUUCCUCAUCAGAGGGCUGACUUUGAAAGGAUCUUUAGAAGGGGUGAAGUUCCUCUUCACACCAGAUGUAAGUACUGAUCUAAUCACUUAACCAACAUGUUAAGAAAUACAGUGCAUUAUAAGAGCAACAAGAAAUAUUCGUCUCCCUGAGAGUAAUAUAAAGGAUACUUACAAAUCAAGGAAAUGUAGUCAAACAUACAGGUUAAAAACAGCUUGACAAUGAAAAAAAGGUUUAUGUGUGGGGUUCUUUAAUAAAAGGGGGCUGCAGCUUUUUGAAGUUUGGUUUCACAAUGAGUUUGACUCUGAAAAGUGCAAUGGAAACGUUGGGCAGACCCAUAAACCUUGGUGGAACAGUAACUUGUUUUGAAGAAUGGAUUUGAUUGCUGUCAGGAUGAGCAAAGUCAAGCAGAGCUGACUUGACGUGAUUUGAUUGUGCGGUCAGGGCUGAUAACAAAAGUUCAAGGAUAUACUGUCAAAUGUCGAAUAAAAAAACAACAGACCUCGACGAGACUGAAACAUCUUAUACUGUACACUAUUAGAUAUGAGUUUGAUUCAAAUGACAACUCUAAGUACACCCAGAUCUUGUGAAAAUAAAUCAAUAUAUCAUCCAGUGACUUGAUAUGCAUCUGGUACAAUAUCCAACAAACAUCUCGCUUUGGAGGUUUUACUGUUUGUCCUUAACAAGAACAAAAAACAGGUGAUAGAAAAAAAGGUUCCUGUUAGCAGUGCGGGCAUACCAUUGUUACUACUGUUGAUGUUUAACAAAAGCUUAAAAGCAUAGAUCCUUGGCAAGUUUUAUUUCACUCUGAGUAAAUGCUUUUUUUUCCCCCCUCAGGUGGAUGAGUUAAUGAAUCCACAGACCUGGUUGGAUGCAGGAGCCCAAGUUUUCUAUUCCUUCUCCUUGGCUUUUGGAGGUCUCAUUUCUUUUUCCAGUUACAACUCCAUUCAGUAAGUAGCAGCCUCGAUCACAGAGCUUCUUCUCUCUGUUUAAAAAGGUGUUUCUCACAUGAUCAUUUCUUCUUGUAGCAACAACUGCGAGCAGGAUGCUGUCCUCAUCUCCAUUAUCAACGGCUGCACCUCGGUGUACUCUGCAACCGUGAUCUACUCCAUCAUCGGCUUUAGGGCCACAGAAAAAUAUGACAGCUGCAUCGACGGGUGAGUUUUAAUCUGCACAUAGCAAGCCAAAAAUCAGUAAAGUAAAGUAAUCAGUACCUAAACUAAGGCCACUGUUAUCUUCAUCUUGUGAUUUUUCUGUAGCAACAUCAUGAAGCUGCUGAAUGAAUUCAACUACCCUGAAAACAGCAUCACAGAAAGCAACUACGAAAUGGCUUUGGAGCACCUCAACACAACAAACCCAGAUAUCAUCAGCGGAUUGCAACUUGACAGUUGUGUUAUGAAAGAUUUCCUCAGCCAGGUUAGUAAAAAAACAAACAAUUUUGAUAUUUUUCUCACUCUUUAAUUCUUUUUGUGCUGACAGUAUUCUCACUGAUUAAAUGAGUGGUUGAAAUUUUUGUAUGUCAUGUCAUUCAGGGAGUUGAGGGAACAGGCCUGGCCUUCAUCGUUUUCACAGAGGCCAUUAUUAAGAUGCCCGUCUCCCCUCUCUGGGCUGUCCUCUUCUUCGUCAUGCUCUUCUGCCUCGGCCUCUCCACAAUGUUCGGCAAUAUUGAGGGGGUGGUAGUACCUCUGCAGGACCUCAGAGUACUGCCCCGGACAUGGCCCAAAGAAAUCUUCUGCGGUAUUUAUUCGCAUUUACUCUAAAAUGUAUAUUUAGUUUCACAAAAAAAUGAUCUAGAAGUAAGAAUCUAAACUUUCAUUUCUUCUUUUUCAGGCCUGGUUUGCCUCAUCUCUUUUGCUCUGGGACUCAUAUUCGCCCUGCGCUCUGGGAACUACUGGCUGGCUCUUUUUGACACGUUUGCUGGCUCUAUCCCCCUUCUGAUCAUUGGGUUUUGUGAAAUGAUCGCUGUUAUCUACAUCUAUGGGGUAGAUAGGUAAGUCUUACUGUGAAGAGAUUGUUGUAAUCAUGUAAAGAUUAUGACUUAAAGCACCGCCAACAGCUUUGUGAUUAGUGCUCAUUGUAAAUUCUAAUAUGCUUGUAAAGAAGGGGAAAAUGCAAGUUAGUUAUAGAAAUUAGAACCCUGAGAGAAUACCAGACCUCUCCAGGAUUUUUAUUGAUUAAGCAAUUACAUAUUUUAUUUUAUUAUAAUUAUACAAUAAUUAUUAAUUAUAUACAGGUUAAAAAAUUAGCAUUAAUCACAUUAGACAAGAUGAGCAGGGCGUCUGUAGUAACAGAAAUAGCCUGCUCACUUGUUAUUCUUUAAUUAAAUUGAAUAUUUACAUUGAUUUAAUUGGAACUGUGGGGUUUGCUUUUGCUAUCCAGACUUCAUCGCUGUUGACAUGGGGUUGUGAAAGGGUUUUUACUUAUUAAACCAAUUAAUCGACCAGUCAAUAAGUAGUAUUUUGAUGAAACUGGUGUCGUAUCACCGUUGACUGUCACAAAUCAGACAUCACUUUUAUCUUUCCAAAUUAAAGUAUGGAGUAAGGGAGUUUAGUAAUAUCAAUAACAAUAUCAACCUUACUUUUUUAUUUUGUUCUUUCUUACUUCUUUUAGAUAGCUAAGAAGAGAUCCAAAUGUGGCAUAAUUUUACUGAGUCAAAUAUUUUUCCAUCUACUUUUUUCCAUCUUUGCUCAGCAAUAUCCUUCCUAUUUCUGCGCACUUUUGGGCACGCCUCCACACACAUGUAGCAGUCAUUCACUGGCAAGUGUAGAGGAGAAUGGAUCAUUGUUGUCCGACCUUGGACAGAGAUAAUGUAUCACCGUAGGACAGAUAAUAAAGUACAGUGUGUCUUGUGAUGUAGCAAGAUUACAUUGUCGGUAAAUUGUUAUUUUCAGCUGACUCACUGCUGAUUAGAGGAGUAAAAAUAGCCCCCUUGUGAAUUUUCAUGUGAGUAAUAAACUUUCUUGCAUAACUUUCUUUGUAAAGUUACCUUGAGUGUCGAGAAAAGCGCUUAAACAAAAUGUUCAUCUGAGCAGUUAUUCUAGCUUUAACCCAUUUUGUCUAGUUUAAAGUCUUUUUAGAAAAAUAAGGUUAUAGACUAGAGUACAGAGACGUGUUUUUUUCCCCUUCAGGGUCAGAGCAGAAUCAACAAGGUGAUCUUGAAAAAGGCCACUGCUCUGUAUUUACUAUCUAAUAAAAGUACAGGGCCAUAUUUUAUGGGUGCUUUCAUGCGCACUCAGCUAACAUUAUGUCUCCCUCAUGUUGCCCCCAACAGGUUUAACGAGGACAUUGAGUUUAUGAUCGGCCAUAAGCCCAAUAUCUUCUGGCAGGCGACAUGGAGGGUGAUCAGUCCACUCAUUAUGAUAGUCAUCUUGAUUUUCUACUUUGUAACUCAAGUCUCCAAGAACCUCUCCUAUCUGGUGUGGGACCAGGAAGCAGUGAGUAUACAAUAUCACAAAUACUUCUUUUUCCAGUUCUUUAAGGAUACAAAGUCUCAUAACUCUGCUUUUAUUCAUGGAUUUUUUGAGUUUUUAUUUCAUUUUAUUUUAAUUAACUAUCAUCAAUGGUGACUCAAUAUAAAACCUUUUUUUUCUCCUUAUUUGAGUAAUUGACUGUAAUAACACUUCUCUUACCUGUGUCUGCAGGCUGAAUUCCCAGUUCUUGCUUCACGCUCGUUCCCCUCAUGGAUCUAUGUCAUUAUCUUCAUCCUCGCUGGAAUUCCCAGUUUGGCUAUCCCAGGAUUCGCUCUCUUCAAAUUCAUUCAGAAGAAAUGCUGCAAGCAAAACGACUACAGAGAGGACAAACUGGACACUAUCUCUGCCAAAGUACAAAUGAGUUAAAAGUCAAGUUUUGAGUAAUUUAACUAUGAAUAUUUAAUGAAAAAGAAGAGAUUUUUGUUAUAAAAGUAUCAUUGUACAAUGAUAGUGGUGGCUGCUGACAUGUAAAGUAGAUGUAAAUUUGCAAGUAUUUUCUGUAAAACAACAAAACAGGAGAAGAUUGAUUUUUUUCUUCGUAUUGUAAUGUUUAGUUCCUACUGUGUCAUAUUUCAUAUGUAUAUGUAUGUUGUACCUAAAUAAAAAAUGUAACAUUUUGAUAAAUGUGCUGUUUGUUUUCUCGCACCCAUGUGAAGUUCUCAACACUUGUCAUGUGUUUGCAUUUCUGCUAAAUAUAAGGUGACAGCCAUCAGUUUGGUGCCCACAUGCACAAAUUGUUGCAACUUCACUGAUAAUUUUGAUCUCAAACCACAAAAAGAAUUUGAUAUAGAAUAUACGGGGAAAGGGGUUUUCUACACUUCUGAAAGCUCACAAGUAUUCAGCCCAGGUUCAUACAGGGUCAAUAUGUUUGAGUGAAAGAGCUAGUAAUAAAUAUUAAUAUUCAAAAUAAGGACUCGACCAGAAUGUGGGUACAUGCCCAAUGGGGACUCGUCUCAAAAUCCUCUGAGGUGACUUGGACUUGAUAUGGACCCAAACCCUGAUGACUUAAGACUUAACUCAGACUCAAGGUUUGGUGACUGGUGUCUAUAACACAAAACCAUAGACUGUAUAUACUAUGGACAACCUGGUUCUGCCUUCUGCCAGUUUACAGAUUUGAAGCCUAAAAGCUCUUGGUAUUUCCAUGUUUUUUCUCCACUUCCUGAAACCAACAUUGUGCAGUAGCAUUGUAUGCAUUUGGCGGGAGAGUCGAGGUGAUGACACUCGGCUCAAACAGCAUAUCCCCCGGGUGAGCUACACAAUCUUCAUACGCCUACAGGCUGUAUCAGGUGUCAAUCAUAGAAAACAUGAACCCCCAAAUAACUUUUAAAAGUGGAGCUGCACAGAAAAAAAGAGGACUUGAGCACAAACCAGUCUUACUGUAACUACAUGUCAACAUCCCAAGCAGAGGGGAAAAAAAUUAUGUUCUGUAUAAUACAUUUCUAAAGCUUGACCACGGCCCCAUAAGGAUGGCUGGCAGAGGCGGGAUUUAUGUGCUAUACUGCAGCCUGUCACCAGAGGGUGCUGUUCUCAGGAUGACUUCACCCAGCGAGGAGGCAGACGGCGUCAGUUCUAUAUACAGUCUAUGGAUAAAACAUACAAUCUUUAAAGGUCUUUGGACUUAAUAAUUCUCCUUGCAUUAAAAACACUCACACUGACAGCAAAUGUUUUUAAUGGGCUGUCAUGGUAACAGAAUUUCACUGCAGGAUUAUCAUGGCUAUAAAGUACUGCAUCAGUGUUAUCAUUGUGGUAUCUAUGGAAAGCUUGACAAUAAAACACCAUGAUCAGUCAACAAAAAGAAAAAAAAAAGACAAGGCUGGAGCAACAAAUUACUUUAUACACUUUACUUGAUCACAAAAUGAACUAUCAUGGCAUCAUCCAUUUUUGAUAAUAUUCAUAUUUAUGGUUUAUCAUCAGCAAUGGGACCAAAAGAAGACAUCGGCUCAUGGUAUGAGUGUUUGUCAUGUCUUUAUUUUGAUAUCAAUCCCUGUCUUGCUUUUAAAGUGUUUAAUAUCCUGCAUGGCCAAACUUUGCCUUUGUUUUAAAGUAAACUACUUUUUUAGAUCAUAAAUUACAGAUCUCUUGGACAUUACUUUUAAAAGUGCCUAGCUGGCUUAUGAGCAGUGUGCUACUCCUUUGUAUGUCCUCCUUUUCAAUACAUGUAACAGCCAUCAUAACGGACCGCUUCUCUUGAGUCACAGUAUUAUGCUUAUUUUUGGCACAAUAUCAAUAUAUUAUUUCAUUUUUUUAAAGACAGUUGUUAUCGAUAUCGGUACAUUGUGACAGCCCAAAAUGAAACCAAUUAACUCUCCACUUUUAAUUUCCUGUCAUCACACUAAAAAUUAAGUAAGCCUAAAAGUGAGUUUACAUAUUUGAGAUAUAUGAUUUUUUAAACAUAUUAUGCGGAUCAGACUGGAAAAGAUUAUUAGAGAUAUAGAGACAAAAGCGCUGAGUGUGCAAUCUGGCUAAUCGGUGGCCUGCUGCAGAUAGUUGAAGAUCAUAAACUUGCUUCAAUAUUGCCGGCUGCUCACAUGCAAACCUUCAUUUGUGUGGACUUACCUGUUUCUUUAACUACAGUCAACACCACUUUACUGCUUCAGUGCACAUGCUCUCGCCAUGAGAGUGGUACUUCCUAACCCAGGACUGGAUCUCAGGAUCCCAAACUAUGAGGAUCUGGAGAGACUGGAGAAGGAGGGUGUUGGGGACAGGCCCAAGUGGGACAACAAAGCUCAGUACAUCCUGACCUGCGUGGGUUUCUGCAUUGGACUGGGGAAUGUGUGGCGAUUCCCAUAUUUGUGUCAAAGUCAUGGAGGAGGUAAGAUGAGAAUAAUGGUCAUGUGGUUAAGUUAUCGAUGGUAUUUGAUGCUGCCUGUAAUUAUAGUUUUUCAUCAGUGCAGGAUUCAUUUGUGUUUCUGGAGGUUAAAUCUCACUGAGAAGUUCAUUUCUUUGGAAUAAAACCAUGUUUGUUCGACUGGCUCAUAGUUAAAUACAGCACACAUUCAUGGCCACAUGACAGUGGUGUGAAAUCACCACCAGUUUGUAUAAAUGAUUCACCAAAGUAUGAAGUCUUCUGAAGCAGAGAUUGACCUUUGUCGUAAUGUAUGAGAGGCAGCCCUGGAUCAGUGCUAUGCUGCUAAAAGUUGGAAGUAAAUUGUGAGAACACAUGUAAGCACAUUACUCUGAAAAUGUAGAUGUCUGAGGUGGAAACUCAGAUAUUUGUUUGGAAUUCUCUGAGAAAUAGUCACAGAAGAUGGGACAUGUGUAAGGCAUGUAUAUUUUAAAGGUAUAUGUUGUUUUACUGUGACUUAUUAACCACAGAGUUCAAACCAACAUAGUCCAGACACUUUCUUUAAUCUACCAUGAUCAAUAAAAAGGAGGAUGAAAUAAUACUUAGUGACAUUCAAGUAUCAAUUGUGAUGAAAUGGUAUUUUCACUGUGUGAGAUCCUUGUUUUAUGAAUUAUAGCUCCUAUGUGGAGUUUGUCACUGGUUAGAGAACACACUGACAUUAACAAACAUCGCUCACUUUUACCCCCAUUGAAGUAAACAAGAAAGGAUAAAAGGAUACCUAAAUUGCUUUAAGCAACUGCAACACAUUAGCAGGCUGAACACUAUUUUCAAGAGUGCAAAUCACCACCUGUGGAUGAAACUAAAUUUACAGAAGUUAAAAGCACUUGUUGCAUGGUUGGAUAUUAACUGAAAGCCAUUCAACAUUGUAAGUAUUGCAUUAAAAUCAGUUUUGAAAUGCCAAAUAAUAGAAUUUUAAACAAGGGACUAAAAAUGCAAAUCAUCACAAUAGUCAUCAGUAGGCCUAAGAUAUCAUUAGACAGCCCAGGAUGUAGCACUUUCAGAAUUUGGGAAGCUCCCACCCUCUAAGCCUCUUCUCAUUUUCCUCUGACAGGAGCAUUUUUGAUUCCAUACCUGAUCCUGCUGGUGUUGGAGGGAAUGCCUCUCCUGCUGAUGGAGUUUGCCAUUGGCCAACGUCUUAGAAAAGGCAGUGUGGGAGUUUGGAGGGCUAUCAACCCCUACCUGACUGGUAUUGGUACGUAAAUCAUAAUUAUGAAUACGUAUCUAGCUACAUGUUGAUCAGAUAUCACAGUUACUAAAACCCUCUCUCAGGUGUAGGCUCCAUGUUGGUGUCAUUUUUGGUUGGGCUGUACUACAACACAUUGAUAGCCUGGAUCAUGUGGUAUCUCUUCAAUUCUUUUCAAAGCCCGCUGCCUUGGGCCCAGUGUCCUCUUAAUGACAAUGGGACAGGUAUGUUUUGACACAACCAAACAAUAGCAAAAAAAAUCCCCAUGCCCCGUGUAUUACAGUUUAAUCUGAUUAUAUCUAUUGCUCUACAGGAUUUAUACCAGAGUGUCAGCAGAGCUCCACUGUGGAUUACUUCUUUUACAGAGUGACUCUGAGCAGCUCUACUUCUAUAGCUGACUCUGGAGGGAUCCACUGGCCCAUCGUUGUCUGCCUGCUAGCUUCCUGGUCAGUCGUUGCUAUCUGCUGUAUAAGAGGCAUCAGUACUUCAGGCAAGGUUUGUUCCUCUAGUCACGCCAACAUAAGUGUCAUAAGUUAAUUGUCAAAAUAUUUUCCAGAUGUCUAAUUCUAAAUUGAGAACUGCGUGAACACCAGGGCCCUACUGUACAACCAGCACAAAGCAUUUUGGUGCAGCGCAAGUACUUCUGUGCCUUAGACCAAGUCAAUGGAACAUCAGUAGAAUUAUAAUAGAAUCGAACUACAUUAAGGCCAAUAAGUGUACAGCAUAACAAGGUGUAGCCAAGUUGACUGACAGGCAGGUAUGUUGUCGCAGUUUGCCAGGAAGCUUGAAGCCAACAGCUCAACCUCUUUGCUGGUUUUUGGGUCAAUCAAAGUUCAUGUAAACUGAUUUUUUUCCAAGACAGUCACAUUUGUUGUUUAGCUUCAUAAUAUUUCUUUAGAGAUCAAUGGAUGACUUUGCUGAAACUGUGUCAAUGGAUCAACUGCACCACUUAAAACUUUCAUCUGAUGAUAUUUACCAUGCAUCUUUUUUUGUCAUAACCUUAGGCGGUGUAUAUCACAGCCAUCCUGCCGUACGUAGUGCUGGCCAUCUUCCUGAUUAGAGGACUGACUCUCAAAGGCGCCUUGAGUGGACUUGAGUUCCUCUUCACACCUGAUGUAUUUUCAGAUGAAUAAAAAGUGUUAUCAUUAACAAAUAUUGCUGUUAAACAAAGAAAAAUAACACAAUUUUUUUUUCUCUAUUUAAUUUUAGGUGAAUGAACUGAUGAAGCCAACAACUUGGCUGGAUGCAGGUGCCCAGGUCUUUUAUUCUUUUGGUUUGGCAUGGGGAGGCCUCAUCUCUUUCUCAAGCUACAACCCUGUUCAGUAAGAGACAUCUAUAAGCACUCAGUAGUUUCUUAACUUGCAGCUUCCAAUGCCACGGCCAUUUCAAGACCCAAUUUUACAAAUGUCUCAUUCUUAUGGCUCAUUUUUUUGUCUCUUUCAAAGCAACAACUGCUUGAAAGACGCUGUGAUUCUCACGGUUGUAACCGGCUUAACAUCAGUCUAUGCUGCAUCAGUCACCUACACCAUCAUUGGCUUCAGGGCAACAGAGAGAUAUGACACAUGUAUUAGCGAGUAAGUAUGUCGUCAUUUUUGAAAAGUCUAUCAGAUCAUGCAUCAAUAUUUCACAGACCAGGAGAGUUUCUGCACAGCCCCGUGUGCAUGCUACAGCAGAGUUGAGUUUUUUUUUUUUUUUUGAUCUGGCUUACGAGGGCACAUUGUAAUAUUUUAAGAAAGAGCCUUGUUAAACAGAAAGAAAGUACUACACCUCUGACUUUAGGUCAGAUUAUUGCAGUGGAGCAGUCUCUUAAGGUAUUAAAUAGGCAACCAAUGUGCCAGGCCACCCUAUGUACAUAUGGACUCCCCUCCAAUAUAGACCAAUACACCAAUGGGUGCAAAUAUAGUUGAAAGUAUGUUGCUACAUACAAAAGUUUUAGUUAAGUUCUUUUUAUUGCAAACACUUUGUUAAGUGUCACAAAGUCAACUUUUAACAAGAUCAAAGAUAUUUGGUUGAUCUUGAAGUCCUUUUGUUCCCUUGCAUUACUUCUAUUCAUAUCAUCUGUAUAUUUAUCCAUGCUCAUGGAUAUAUCAUACUUUUCUUCAAAGUAGUUUUAACAUAUCCACAUUAAGUAGUUUGUGGAUUUUUUUUUCCUUCUUAGUAACAUCAUGAUGCUGCUGAACACAUUUGACCUUCCUGAAGACAGCAUCACUGCAAGUAACUACGAGCAAGCAGUCAACAGUCUCAACAGCUCGAACCCUGAUAUUGUCCUUGGAUUGGACAUCAGACCCUGUGAUUUGAAGAAACUCCUCAGUGAGGUGACUGUGCAUUGACGCAAGUAAAUCAAAAGAAUUAUUAAAGUUUUUUACCUGCAUUUGGACUCAUGUGUGUAUAUGUGUGUUUUUGCAGGGAGUGGAGGGGACAGGUCUGGCAUUCAUUGUGUUCACUGAGGCCAUCACUAAAAUGCCUGGUUCUCCCAUCUGGUCUGUCCUCUUCUUCACAAUGCUUUUCUGCCUUGGACUCUCAACACUGUUUGGCAACAUUGAAGGGGUGGUGGUCCCACUGAAAGACCUGAACAUAUUCCCUAAAAAGUGGCCCCAUGAAGCACUAACAGGUAACUUGGUUUUCAUCUCUAUUUCAAUUGAACCCUCUGCUCCCAAUAAAACACCUUUAGUACUUGCAUCUGGUUUCUUUUUGUCGAACUAAGCUUCAUUUUUCAUGCCUGUGUGUUUCAGGAGUGACAUGUAUUGUGGCAUUCAUUAUCUGCCUCCUGUUUGCACAACAUUCUGGGAUUUACUGGGUAACCCUCUUUGACAACUUCGCCGGAUCUGUCCCACUUCUGACCAUUGGAUUAUUUGAGAUGAUAGCUGUUGUUUACAUCUAUGGCAUAGACAGGUUAGAGCCUAUUAAAAAAUGAAAUUUACUUUAUUGAUAUCUCACUCGGGGGAAAUUUAAUUGCCAUUCAAAGUUUCAUAGUGAUAUGUUAUCUUCAUUGGCGUACUGUUAAGAAAUGGGUUGAAUGCUCAAUUUAAUACAAGAUUAUAAUUCCCAGGUUCAACAAUGACAUCAAGUUCAUGAUUGGAUACAAGCCUUCCAUCUUCUGGCAGAUUUCAUGGAGAGUCAUCAGUCCCCUUGUGGUUUUGGUCAUUUUAGUUUUCUACCUUGUCACCCAAGGCCAAGAGACGCUUACCUACUUAGUCUGGGAUCCCAAAUCUGUGAGUAUAAAUCUCUGAAUAUACUCCCACUUCAUGUUAUCUUAUUUUCUAGCACCCCAGCACAUUUUAAUACAUGCACUUGUCAUCAUGUGUUUUGUUUGACAGGAUGACUUCCCAUCCCUGGCAUCAGUGCCCUACCCUUCAUGGAUCUAUGUGAUCAUCUUUCUUUUGGCAGGAAUCCCCAGUCUGGUUACGCCUUUUUAUGCAUUAUUUAGACUGAUCUUUUGUCGCUGCAAAGAACAAAAAUAAGCUAAUGUUCUCACCUGUUUGAGCAGGCUUGUUUGAAUUUGUCCUUAAAUUAGUACUUUGACACUUACAAGCACGUAUCUUCUAUUUCCCAUGCACAAGUAUGUUAGUAGAUAUCAUAAAAAAGGAAUGGUUUGUAUAAUAUUUAGCAUGUUUUUUAUGAAAGAAAUGUUACUGUUUUAAUUUAAAUUACUACUUUUACUAGAAUAAAGAUUUUCUUAUAAAGUGACUCUAUUGUGGUAUUCAACUCUCCUUUGUGUUAUAGUUCAUGCAUUCAAACCAAUUACAAUACUUGUCCAAUCUGAAGACUGAUAACUGUUAAUGAUUCACAACAUAAGAUAUUAAAGUAAGCUGCACAUGUUUCACACACUCGUGUUUCCUGCACUUGAAAUCUUGUGAAACAGUAUCCUCAGUCAGAUGUCUGUGUUUGUCUAACUUACCUUAUCUGAAGAACUUGACCUGGUAGCAUCCCCUAGCUGCAGGAAGGGUUCUUUCAGGUGUUGCUCAGUGUAGGCGGUUCCUGAAAUACAGUGAGCAUGAAAUUAUAAAUGCAGGAUAUAAUAGGAUAAAGCUGCUUUGAAUGCUACAACACUGUAAAGACACAACAACUGCUGGGCUUUGACACAUUCUGUGAAUUAGUAUUGACAAAAGCAUGCAGACAGUAACUUAAAUUUGAUCUGUGCUUAAACUGAGAACAACAGUUGUACACAUAAGGUUUUCAUAUUUCAUAUUAUGUAUUUCUUUACAUUCAUACCUAACUUGUGUUUUACUUCUACCAUUAAAAAUUGUCCAAAUCUACACCCUGGCACUUCAUGUUGUUUUACUAAUUGUGGCAUUAUCCUUUGUACAAGUUAUCCAAAAGACAGGCAGAAGGCAACAGACUUCCAUCUGGACAAAGUCAUUGAAAAAUACAACCUACCCACUGAAAGUCACUAUGGAUUCAGAGUAAACAGGUCAACAAUACUGGCUUUACUAGAUUCAGUCAAAGAAAUCAUAAACUCUAUUGACCAGAAAAACGUGCAUUUGGGAUGUUCAUCAACAUUAAAAAAAGCAUUCAACAUAUCAAAUUGUCAUGGCAGAGGUGUAGUGUUGGUCAAGAGUUAUUUAGAAAACAGGAAACAGUUUGUGUAGUUCAUAGAUUAUUGCUCAUCCCGUUUGGACAUUACUUGUGGUGUCCCCCAGAGGUCAGUGUUAUAUAUCAAUGUUAUUUGCAAAGUAUCAAAUGUACUGGUGCUUGUUUUGUGUGUAGAUGUUAGAAACAUAUUUUGUUGUGGUGAGAAUUUGAAUAAAUUAGGAAUUGACCUUAAAAAUGAGCUAAUUAAAGACAGUUAUCGUUAAACACAAAAAAAAUUAUGUUGUUUAUAAACUGGAUUAAUAGACAAUAAUAACCUUAUAAUAAUUAUAAUAACUUUAUUUAUAUAGUACCUUAAAAAAAGCUGUUUACAAAGUGCUUUAACAGAUAAAACAGACAAAGGCAGAAACAAACAAAGGUAAAUUGACAGUUCAAAAUUGAUGGAGUUAAAGAGUGAAUGAUGGAGAAGGGAUGAGAACAAAUAAGUUUGUACUUCUUCCCGCUCCUUUUCAGACGUGUUAUAAUCAUCUUUUUGAAAAUCCUGUGUUGCACCAUACUUUGUAUCUUGUUUGUACCUUGAUUUUUAUUUUACAUGUUUGAAAUAAAAAUGGAUUGAUCAAUCAUUAACAAGGGUCUUGUAGACAGUCGGGGAAUCAGCAAGACCAAAAGGCAUAACAAGAUAUUUACAACGUUAACUGCAACUAGGAAGUUGAAUUAUCUCUACCUUUUCAUCAGGCAGGUCUGCUAUUCUGUGAGUUUUGAACUUAAAAAAUCUUGUCACUCUUGCAGAUGCAUGACAAUAACAACCUGCCCACUUCCCCUAUCUAUCGGGUCAUUACUCAUUUAUUGUUAUGACAUGACCCUCUGAUAAAGGUAGAUAAUAGGUCAUGGUCUGUAACUUUGAAAUGUGGCUUGUCUUUGUUCUUUGAUGUUUGGCAUGCUGGUGUAAGGCAGCACACUCUAUACAACCUCCCACCCUUAGGCUCCCUAACACAUUCAAGACAGAUUCAGUCUGAGCAGUUUGCUGGUCUUGUUGUUGGUCAUUCAAUCCUUCUUGUAUCUGAAAGUUUGGAUUUCCUCAGAGACUGUUGCUCCUAGGAUAAUGACUAAGAUAGUAAGUUUAAAACCUUUUUAUCUUCAAGACUCAUGACCUACAUGCUUCUUGAGGUCGAGCUUUUCCUUCUGUAACACACUGCAUCAGUUUGGCAAUGGCUUUGGUAAGCUGUGUACAGCUAGAGAGCUUAAGAAACCAGCAUCUAUAGAAACCAGCUGCCAUGGAAUCUAUGUACCGGUGUUUUGCACCAUAAAUCUGGAUCUCUGAACCAGUUUCCAGCCCUUUAUCAGAAAUUCUGAGGAAUACAUGAGGCCAUAUGUCUUCUUGAACUUGUGUUGGCAUUUACCCUGAUUUAUUGUAUGAUACAAGCCUCAAAUACUUAAACUGGCACUAUUGUUGGCCUCAUUUUAAGCCUAUUCAAAAUGAUUUUUUGGCAUGUAUCCUUUUUGAAGCUUUUCUUAUCAGGUUGUUUGGGCCUGUCUGGCAACUAAUUGCAUCAGGUAAGUGCAACGGUAGAGAUUUUUACUCUUAACUCUCCAAACAAUAUGAUAAACAGUUACACUGCUUAAACUUAAAAUCAACUAGUUUUAAGUGAUCGAAGAGCCAGGACUCCACAGUUAGCUGAAUGAUCAUGAUAUUGGGCUAAACCAUGCACUUCUGAAAGAUAAUGAAAGGUGCUGACAAAACUUACCACUCUGACCUCCACUGAGAGGACCGGAAGUUGAGGGGCCUUUCAAAUUAAAAGUGAUUAGACCAGGAGGUAUGUAUUUUUUUGUCACGUGUGAAUAUAUUUUAUUUCUUGGGGCUUUAUUUUAGGCAUAAAAUGUUAAUAUGAUUUUUUUUUGUGUACUCGUAUUCAACAAAGACACUAUACAAAAUGGGAUCAGCCCUUGAAACAAACUGGAAUGUGUGAGAAAAAACAUCACCUCGGGUCCUCUGAAGGUGGGUCCUCACAGUGGAAGUGGGUCCUGACAGUGGAGGUCUGCAGCCAGACCCCUUUCGAUGCAUGUGAGGAGGAUAAGAGUGGAUGAGAGACUUGCAUGUAAUAAUAAACUUGCAGAGAAGUAAUUAUAAUAAGAAAUACAAUUAACAAAGAAAUCACAACAUUUUGUUUGAGGAAAUGACUCCUCUACAGUUUUGACCAACAACUUUUAUCUCAACUCUGCAAUAAAAUCUUUUCUAUUUAGCUUUUACUUGUUCCUCUCUAUUUGUCUUUUUAUUCUUACUGAUUCCUGUUGUGUUUAAAUUGUUGGCUUUUUAAUGUUCUGUUUUUGUCUCAUUGUUUUUUGUGGACCCUUGGAACAAUAGUUAUCGGGACCCUACAAGAAUCAUCCUAAAAGAACAAAUAAGUAUAAAGAUGUCAUGGAUACAAACCCUCAAUCUUACUCCUAAACAUCUCUUUAGUGUGAUCUUAAACCUGUGAGUAAACAAGGUUCAUGAUCGGCUCUUGUAUUAUCUUCAUAAUUCACGCUGGUGUACAAUAGAAGAAUGCUCCCCAAUGAGAUGUACUGCUUGGCUGUGCUGCACAGGUGUACAGCCAAAAUCCUGGAUGGUCAUCACUGUUAGGAGGAUUAUUUGAUUAACAAAAGAAGAUGUAUUUUUUCCUGCAACUUUGAUCUAUUUUGUGAUUGACUAUUGGAACACUAACUCUGACUUUGUAAAUGGAAAAACUAAAAGUGUGAAAUGAAUUGAGUAUGUACAGUGUGUUUAAACAAGGUGUUAGGAAUCUGAGUGGCCAAGAGAGGGAGAGCUCACGCCAUCUAAAAGUAGACAGAGGGGAAGUGAGGUCAGUGAAUUAGAUAAGGUCAGUGAACUACUUACAGCACUGGAUGGAGCAGGAAAGAUAGUGUGUAAAUGAGAGGCAGGCAGAGUCUUGAACCACCGUGCUGAAGGUGCUUUAGCAGUUUAGGUUGUAAACUGAACUGUUAAAUGUAGCUUUGAAAAUUCAAAACAAGGACCUGGUUAAGUUUAUUCCAGCUUAGUUAAACUUUCUCCUGGUCAUUUAAUGCGCAUGAUCAACAGUCAGGCCAUUAUCUUUCAAUGAUUUACAAAACAAUGAGGCAGCUGCACAUUGUAUACUUAUCAGUGUGCUGAUAACCUCUGCGCUGAAUGAUUCUGAUUUCUUUUACAACAUUAUCAUCUGAUUAUUUGAUUGCGCUUGGUGUAAAUGCCUGUUGAAAAAUUACAUGUAAUUUAAUCGCAGUGUACUCAUCAGGAAGUCCAUACUUUUAUUGGGUUUUGUUAUUGCACGGUGUUACAUGUGGACAACGAAGAAAAGAGGGAUGCAAAGUCUUUCAUUAAGUUAAACAGGAAAAAACUAUUUAAUUUUAAUUAUUCUCUUAAAAUGAGGUCUCUGAUACAGUUUCAGAAAGUUUGCCCCACUAAAAUUCUGGAAGAUCAAAACUAUAUACAGAAAGUCUAUAAAGACACACAGAAAUUAUAACUUGGUGUAUCAUCAUUAGAAAUUUGUUAUCAACAACUACAUUCUAAACAGUCGUAAAUAUGGAGCAAUUGAUGAAUUGGAACAACAAUAUACAAAUAUAUAUAUAUAUAUUUCUCUCUCUCUGUCUCUCUCUUUCUAUCUCUCUCUCUCUCGACAGAAAAACAGCAUCAUCAUAUCCUGGAGAAGGGGCUCUCUGUCUUGAAGGGAAGGUAGCUGAAAAUAACAGGUAUAUGAGAGGUUACAUAACUGUGGAAAGUUACAAGGUUGGAGUAGUAACUGAGAUUAAACCUGGUAGUAUCUUGUUUUGAGUUAAUAGUGUUCUUUUGUCAUAUAAUUGUUAAUAAGAUUAAUAUUUGAUUUGAAUGACUGACUAAAUGGGAAUUAAAAAACAAAAAACAUAGGUGCAGAGAAUGCACACGGUAAUCUGUAGAGCCUACAUCAGAUAAUGGGACAGAUCAUAAACUUGUUUUGAAAUUGCCAGGUCUAACACCAAGCCUUCACUUUGGCUUACAGGGGCAACAGUGUAACAUGAGACUGUUAAUUCCUAACCCAGGACUGGAUAGUAGGAUACUGUCCUAUGAAGAUCUAAAAAAAACAGAUGCCGGUGACAGGCCCAAGUGGGACAACAAAGCUCAAUAUAUUUUAUCCUGCAUUGGCUUCUGCAUUGGAAUUGGCAAUGUGUGGAGAUUCCCUUACUUGUGUCAAAGUAAUGGAGGAGGUAAGCGAGGAUGCAGUGUGUAAAAAGUCAUCUUAUGACUAGGCUGUUUAUGGACUUCCAAGCCUUUUAUCAGCGUAAGAAUAACUAAGAAAUACGUUUUCACUGUUUUUGGCACAGGAAGCGAUUUUGAUAAAGCUGUUUAUUGACAGGCAAUUCUUCCGUUACAAAUCAUAGUAUUCUAAAGGUAGUUUAGCUUCUUAUGCUUUUCUCUAUUUGAAAGAUUGUUUCCUAUGAUGAUCAUCUAAUUCUUUUAAAUAGUGUUGAUAAUGCAUUUAGUAAUUGAUAAUGCAUUUUUUAACCACAAAAAAAUUAGUGUCACUCUUUGAAUAUACUUUUGUUUCCUUUAAAAGUACCAGUGUUUAGUCGAUCUGGAAUACUCAUUUUUUAUGAGACAGUAGGACUGUUUUCUAAUGCAAAACAGUAACAUCUAAUAAUACCUUUUACCAGUUGUUGUGCAACAUUCAUAAAUGGGGUCAAUUUAUAUAACUCAAGGAGGAAACAAACAUUUUACGCAAUUGUUGCAUCGCAAACUGACCCUGUAGGUCUUAAACAGCACACCUGUUUGUGUAAUAAAUGAUAUUCACAGCUGGGUUUUAUGCAUUACCUUUACUUAUCUGCUACUUUAUUUUCAAGGGAUUCACAAUACUAAAUUUAAUUCAGAUUAUCUCAUAAUAAAUGUACAUUCUUUUUUAAUUAUGUGAAUUAUUGAUUAAAACAGAAGUUUUAUCAUCCCUAUGCUUGAUAAAUAACAGUGAAAAGACAACAUGACAAAUGUUGAAACUCUAAAAUUAAAUUGUUUUAGGAAAUAUAUCUACUUAUUUUAAAUCUAAUGCAAGAGACACAUUUCAAAACAGUAAGGACAGGGUUAACACUGAAAACAUGUGGAGUAACAAGUUAACAACAUUGCUGGUUGUUAAAAAAAAAAAAAAAAAAAAGCCAAUCCAGAGAGGCUGAAUCUCUCCGAUGUUAAGAUGGGAGUGGUUCAUCACUCGAUGAGGCACCACGUGAGUAAGUUAGUCAACAGUUUUGUAAGACACUUCUUAUUUUCAUAGAUUAAUUUAUAUAAUAGAUUAAAAGAGGGCUUCAUAGACGGAUAUCCUUUUUAAGAUGAUUGGAGUCUGAACCUGUAGGCUGAUAAUUAAGGUUAAGAAUUAAUCCUGUAGCCCCCUGUAAAGCCAGAGACCAGCUAGAAAACAUUCCCAGCCAAACAAUAAACUUUCCUGGCCUUCCUCUUUAACAAAACACUCUCAACCCGGGAGGACGGAUCUUGAAAAACUUGAUAAUUAAAAAUAUUAAGUUAUUACCAGAGAGGACUAUUAUUGCUUUGCUGCCAAAGUCAAACAUUUAACUCACUAUCUUUUGCUUUGCCCUUUUACUAAUUAAUUGUAAUAAAUCACACAUUGACUUCCAGGUGCAUUUAUAAUCCUCUUCUUGAUCCUGCUGGUGGUGGGAGGAAUUCCUCUCUUACUGAUGGAAUUUGCCAUCGGUCAGCGUCUCAGGACAGGAAGUAUCGGAGCUUGGAAGGCAAUCCACCCUUAUUUGAAUGGUAUCGGUAAGAAAAUCGAGCUCCAGUACAAUUUGUCUCAAAGAACUAUCUGUACCACAGCAAAACAGAGCAGUAGAUGACAUCCUGUGUGCUGGCUGUCAAUCUGUUCGUAUUUCUUUCCUUCUCAGGUAUAGGCUCUAUGCUGGUGUCAAUGCUGAUUGUUCUGUACUACAACGCAUUAAUUGCCUGGAUCUCUUGGUAUCUCUUCAAUUCCUUCCAAAGCCCGCUGCCUUGGUCCCAGUGUCCUCUCAAUGAAAAUAGGACAGGUACUUUAGUGCACUCAAAGAUCCUUAGCACUUCAAUUUUAAAUGCCAUUCCUGAACAUGACGUUUGUUAUUUUAUGCCCCUGUCAGGCUUUGUGGCUGAGUGCCAGGGGAGCUCAACCAUGGAUUACUACUUUUACAGAGUAACUCUAGAUACCACAGCCUCUAUCGAUGACUCUGGUGGAAUCAACUGGCAGAUAGUGAUAAGCCUGCUCACUGCCUGGUCAGUCCUCUGUAUCUGCUACAUCCGGGGGAUCAGUACCUCAGGAAAGGUAUGUCAGGUUCUAGUCAAAACCUUGCAGUAGCUUUUACCCAACAUACUGUAUAUUUAUUUCCUAAUUUCCAUUUCUUGUCAUGAUCUCAGGCAGCGUAUGUCACAGCCAUCUUACCUUACAUAGUGCUGGCCAUCUUCCUGAUCCGAGGACUGACUCUCAAAGGUUCCGUGAAUGGACUUGUGCACCUCUUUACACCGGAUGUAUGUAUUGACUCUAAACCUGAGAAAGUCAAUUAUAUCUGAAUGAAAGAGAUUAAUGAGAAUAUAUUACUCCCUCUUGCAGGUUGACAUGCUGACAAAACCAACAACUUGGUUGAAUGCAGGUGCCCAAGUGUUUUAUGCCCUCGGUGUGGGGUGGGGAGGCCUCAUCUCCUUCUCAAGCUACAAUCCUGUUCAGUAAGAUCAUUUUGUAUUUUCCUCACUUAAUUGGCACAAAAUAUGGAAGCAAAUCUUUAUUAUGGUGGGUCCUUUACUUUUGUUUUUCUUUUCUUUUCUUUUCCCAAGCAACAACUGUAUAAAUGAUGCUGUGAUGUUGACAGUCGUAACCGGCCUCACUUCGAUCUACGCUGCCAUGGCCACCUACACCAUCAUUGGAUUCAGGGCCACCGAGAAGUAUGACAACUGUAUGAGCCAGUGAGUAGUCACAAUGAUGACUGUAAGCAGAGAUGGAGACUUUAGUUUGAGACUUAAACGCAGAUCCCACUUAAGUUGCACACUGUUGUGACUUGAGACUUGAUUCACACAAUCUUCAUUUAACAAAGUACAUAAUCAAUUUUAAUCUUAUUUUUAUCUGUACAAUCAAUGCUUUUUCAUGCCUUCUGACCACUCCAAGCACUUUUACAUUAUAUGCCACAUUCAUCCAUUUAAACUACACUGGACAAAAACCGGCUUCACCAAAACUUGACACUUCAUUUAGACUUGGAACCAAAGACUUGCCUUGAACUUAAAAUGGUAUAAGUGAUAUUUGCCCAUAUCAGAUUGACCAAAUGAGUGGUCAUAAGGACUGGCUUUAGUUAAUUUUUAUUCAGUAUAUACUGUCUUGUUUUGGAUUUUAAAGACACAAACUGCAAUUCUAGCAUUGACAAAGGGAUAUCCCAAGCACAAAUGGGACACCUGUUUCCAAGUACCAAUAACCAGAAAUAAGAGAAACUUGCAGAGCUUCCCUUGGGUGCUUUACUGGGCUGCAAUGCAAUCCUAACCAAGAUGAAGCAAUCCACUACUCUUAGCCAUAAAACCGUCCCAGACCUUGAGGUGUUUACCCUCAUCCUGCCAAAAGGAUCAGUAAAAAAUUCUACUGGCCACUGCACCUUAACAUUCUAUCUAUUAUUUGUUAAGUUGGUGACCAGAAGCCAGCAUAUAGUCCACUGUUUUCUUGAUGCAUACUAUACACUAGAAAUGAGUCCCUCUUUGUCUACCCCACCUUUGCCAACUCUCUUUUGCCUGUAGCUGUUUCAAAAAAAGGCAUGAUACAUACCAAUAUACCAAGCAUACCAAUUGAAUAUAAUAGUUGAAACCUUGACUUCUUGGGCAGAAUAAACACAUAAUGUUAUGUUCUUAUUUCUCUUAGUUAUUCUCAUAAAUAACAACCAACGUUUUUUUACCCACAGCAACAUCAUGACAUUAUUAAAUGCAUUUGACCUUCCUGAAAACACCAUUACGACAACCAACUAUGAGGAAGCUUUUACUCACCUUAACAGCUCCAAUCCUGAUACUGUUCUUGGUCUGGACAUCAAAACCUGUGACUUGCAGACCCUUCUCAGCGAGGUGACUAUUGAUAAAUAACCAUCUUUUCCCCCCACUUGUAUUACAAUAUUUGUUUGUGUUUCUGCAGGGAGCGGAGGGAACAGGUCUGGCCUUCAUUGUGUUUACGGAGGCCAUCACUAAGAUGCCUGCUUCCCCUUUCUGGUCCGUCCUCUUUUUUGUGAUGCUUAUCUGCUUGGGAAUCUCUAGUCAGUUUGGGACCUUUGAAGGUGUUGUGGUCCCACUGAGAGACCUUAAUAUAUUUCCUAAAAAAUGGCCCCAAGAAGCAGUAACAGGUAAUCUUUUUUUAUGGUUCAACAGAUCUACAUAAGCUUUGGAAUCCAAAGUACAAUGGUUCAAUAUUUUUUGUUAUAACCUGACUUGAAUUGUGUUUGUGUGUUUCAGGAAUUAUAUGCUUUAUCGCUUUUGUAGUCUCCUUCCUGUUUGCUCAGCGGUCAGGGUUUUAUUGGGUAACCCUCUUCGACAACUUUGCCGGAUCUAUUCCUCUUCUCAUCAUUGGUUUUUUUGAGGUGAUAGCGGUUGUUUACCUCUAUGGCAUAGACAGGUUUGUCCCUCUUCUACCUUGCUAUUGUUUUCCUUUUUGGGGUCCUUUGCUAGCUAAGUUAUAGCUAUUCACACUGCCAUAAUUAACCAAAAACUUUUCUGUGUUACAGGCUUAACAAGGACAUUGAGUUUAUGGUCGGACACAAGCCCUCCAUCUUCUUCCAGAUUUCAUGGAGGUUAACCAGUCCUUUGGUUGUUCUUGCUAUUUUAGUUUUUUACAUAGUUACAUUAGGCCAAGAUGAACUCACCUACUUAGUCUGGGAUCCCAAAUAUGUAAGUAAGCUAACCUUGUGAUAAGUUGUAGGGCUGUCGCAAUGUCAAAUUUUCUACUUGCAAUUAUCAUUAUCCAAAAAAAACCCCAAUUACAUUUCAUUUCAUGUGCAAAAGGAUCUAAUGAUGUUGUUUUAUGACUUGCAGGUCAAGUUCCCAUCCAUGGCAUCAGUGCCCUACCCAUCAUGGGUAAAUCUGGUCAUCUUUAUUUUGGCAGGGAUCCCCAGUCUCGCAUUGCCUACAUACGCAUUGUAUAGGCUGGUCCUUAAUAAAUGCGUGAAAAAGAAGCUGCCAGAGGGAAAAACCCACCAGCUUUCUCCAAGAGUUGUUUAAGAUUCAGAGGUUUGAGAUUUGGGGUUUGUAAUGUUUGUAUGUUUUUCAUUUUUUCCCUUUUUAUCAGAUAGUUGUCAGAAGUGAUUGUUUUUCAUACCCAUGAACAUGUUUUAAAAACUGAGUGUUUAUUUCUUAUUAAUAGCCUACUUGUAUUUCUGCUGUUUUAUACCAAAAUGUUGCUGCUUUAUCAAUAAAUUUUGAGUGCAAAGGACACUAUUUACCUUUUUUGUUGUUAUUUUAAAACAUCUGUCAACAAAGGAAAAAACACAACAUAGUCAGUACCUUUACAUGCACAGUAAGUCAAGAUACAGCUAAAGCUCAGUUGUCCAAUUUUACUAGACUACAGUCCUCGUCUCAGUUUACAUGUACUUGGCAAAAAUCGAAUUAUCGACAAAAGUUUAUCCACCUCUGCUUCAGUAAGUGGCGACAUUUCAUCUUCCAAUUUGUUACUAUCGGGUCGUCUCAGAGUUGAUAUUUUAGGUAUCAAAAUAGUCAAUUAGGAUAAUGAUAUGUAAUGGUCAUGUGCGUACAUAUGUUUUAAAAGUCCAAUUCUCGUUCGAUGCCUUGCAAAUUAGUUAUAUCAAGAAAGUCUUGAAGAAGUGGCAGGUAAUAUAGGAGCUAUUCCGCUCUCAGGCACUUAUGUCUUUUGGGGCAUGGUGAAAACUAAAAUCAUAAUGAGCUUUCUUGAGCACUGCAAUUUGCUACAGCACACGCUUGCUCUGCGAUAGUACUUUCUACCUCUCAGAGUCUGGCCUACAGACCAGGGCACAGGGGGUGGAGCUUGGAUAUGUGAUGUGGGAAAUCUCACUGUGUCUGAGCUUGCCGUUUGGGUCUGUCAGAGGUUCACAACAAUUUGAAUGCAGACAUACUCCAAACUGCGAUUUUGCACAUAGUUUUCUCAUGAUAUGUCCUGUAGCAUCAGAAAAAUGCCAUAUGCCAUAUUUUCCAUAUGCAACUAUUUGAGGAAGAGUAUUUGCAGACCUGAGCUUAUUCAUUUGACCAAGUUCAAACAAAAGCUUUCUUCUCCAAAUUUUUGUUGGUAUUGCAUCAAUGCAGCAAAAGACAGCCAACCAUACCUAAACUAACCUACAUCAUCUCCAAGUCAAACCCUGAGCCACUCCAGUAUCCAACCUCAUCCAAUCCUGCUGACUCAAACAGGUCUGCAUAGCUGCUGCUGGUUCUUCCAACCUGCUGCAGCUGAUAGAUUUUUUUGCCUUUCCAUCUCAGGACCCUUGCAUAUCUACCGAGCCUCCAGGGUACAGAGGUCUUGCUCUGCUUUUUCACUGACCUGCAGUUGUCCACUUUACAGCUCUAUGCCUUAACUUGCCUUUGACCUGGAUCUGGCCCCUUAUUCUCUUUUUAGACAACCUCUACCAAACCUUAUUAUGUUUCUAGUGAGGAACACAAGAAUAUUUUCUGUGACUUUAUCUCGUACUUAUGUGUUUUUGCAUUAGUUAUAAUUCAAUUAUCAAGUAAUAUUCAGCAUACAAAGAUUUUACAUAAGCUUACUCCUCAAGGUAAGACUUCAAGAUAAGAUAGUACAGCAGGACCCACCUCAAGGCCCUUAUCAGUUAAGCUGACAUUGUGUUUCAGUGCUGUAUGCCAAAACAAAGCCACGGAUGACUUGACAUUAACAGUGAGAGUAAAGUAACACUGGAAAUUUUGGAAGACACUUGGAGCCGGCCUGUAUGGUAAGAUAGUAAGAGAGUAAAAACAUGUAAACAUGUUUAUCUUAAGCUUACAGCAGAUGUCAAAUCGGUAAAUUUUAUCUUUUUGAAGGUGUUACUCUCUAAGAAUCUCCUCUGGAAGAACGUACCACAGCAGUGAACUCCCUGCCCCACCACUAUCUUCCCUUUAUCGCCAUUUAAAUGAUUGUUUAAGCAACAAAUGUGAACAGAACUCACCUGAAGUCAUCAUCAAUGACUGUGCCUCAUUUUACCAUAGUGGUUAUCUGCUUCCUUUAUCAGCCUUAUGGCCGUACAAUAACAUGACUACUGCAUGUGAGAGUUGGUUUCAAAUUGGACAAAAGGUCAGUUGCUUCCUGGAAGAGUAGACACCGAAUAAAACACUGUAUCUUUUUCCUGUUAAUGGACAAUGCUUCCUAUCUUGCUACUGUUGAUUGUGUGUAAUGUUUGAUCAAUGAAAUGACUGCCUAAAAAUCAUACAGUGCUCGCAAUGGCCAAUCUCCUCGCGGCACCAGAUAAAGAAAAGGACCAUAAACUUGUCAAGGCAUCACUAGGUACAAACAGUAAGCUGUCACUUUGCCUUCAAAGAACGACAGUGUAACAUCUGUGUUUCAGCAGGGGAACCAUGAAGCUGGUACUUCCUAACGCGGGACUAGAUGACAGGAUCCCAUCCUUGGAGGAUCUUCAGAGAAUGGACAAGGAGGAAGCAGGAGACAGGCCCAAGUGGGACAAUAAAACCCAAUACAUCUUAACCUGUGUGGGCUUCUGCAUUGGGAUUGGCAAUGUGUGGCGAUUCCCUUACCUGUGUCAAAGUCAUGGAGGAGGUAAGAUGAGAAAAAUGGAAUGAACAUUUGUGGUUAUGUUAUUGAUGAAAAGAGGAAAAACGUGUUGUUUAUCAGGGGUUUAUAAGUUUUGAAAUGCUUAUUGGUACCUUUGACUAACUUACCUUGGGGGACUUUUGUUUCAUAUCAUUCAGUGGGGAAACUGAAAAGUGGAUACAAAUUUUACAGAGCUCCUCUUUAUUUUUUUUACCUCAACCCCCCCAGCAAAAAGGAAACAAAAAAUCAUAUAUACCUGCCCUUUGUCUUAAUUACUCACAACAUGAAUCUUGUUGCUUAAUUAGAAUUAAAAAAAGGGCUGUUGUUAGAUAACUUAUCUGACUGUCUUCCACUUUCAAAAUCACCCUAAUCUCUGUGAGUGGAUUUAUGUUUCUUAUCAAAAGUGGUUGCUUUGAUUGACGCAUACUUAUUUGAAUUAUAUAAACUGAGUCAUCCUGAAUGAGAUAGUGUUCAUGGAUUUAUUUUACUGCCGUAUCUGUUAUUUUUAAGCUCAAUGUUCAAGUUUUGUUUAUUUAUUCAUUUCUUUUGUUUUGUUGAACACAGUGCACCUGAGACUUUCAAAUUGUUGAAGUUCAUCACAAAUUCAGUUAAAGGAAAGCGUAAGAGUAUUAGAGGCUCAGCUUCAGGUUUAACAAGUACAAACUGCCAGCUAAGGCCAGUUGGCAUUGAAGGAGGAGUCAUUACAUCAUUGAAUUAAUUCAUAUUAGUUUGUAUUGAUCACAUGUUAGGACCUGUGGUGCAGAUUUACUGCCUAGAUUAAACAUUAAUUGGCUUGCAGAGCAUUUUAACUGUGGGUAAGGCAGGUCAUCGUCAUAAAUUAAACAAUAUAUGUGUUUGAUGUGACUAUUUAUCUUAUAUUCCAGGUGCUUUUUUGAUACCGUACUUGAUUUUGCUGGUGCUGGAAGGCAUGCCCCUCCUGCUGCUGGAGUUUGGGAUAGGCCAGCGUCUCAGGAAAGGCAGUGUUGGAGUUUGGAGGUCAAUUAACCCUUAUUUGACUGGUAUUGGUAAGAAAAUACUGCUCUUAUACAAUUCAUUCAAAACAAAAACUAAAAAGACAUCAGCUUAUGUCACAUCACAGUCAUCUUCAAAUCUGAUAAAUCAGUUAUUCUCUCUUUUACAGGUAUAGCAUCUAUGCUGGUGUCCUUAUUGAUUGGGCUGUACUACAAUACAUUGAUAGCCUGGAUCAUGUGGUAUCUCUUCAAUUCUUUUCAAAGCCCGCUGCCUUGGUCCCAGUGUCCCCUCAAUGCUAAUGCAACAGGUAGGAACUUGAAAAUAUAAGAGAAAUAUUCAUGCAUAUUGAGCAAACUAAGCUCCAUUCAUGUUUGUGACACUUCCAGAGGACUCUUUCUUUCCCCUCCAGGCUUUGUAUCAGAGUGCCAACAAAGCACAACAGUGGAUUACUACUUUUACAGAGUGACUCUAAAUAGUUCAACCUCCAUAGACGACUCUGGUGGGAUGCAUUGGCCCAUGGUAGUCUGCCUACUGGCUGCCUGGUCUGUCAUCUGUAUCUGUUACAUCCGAGGGAUCAGUACCUCAGGCAAGGUUUGUCGAGUUUCAGUGAAAUGACCAUCUUUUUAGGAAGAUCAGUGUCAAAGUUAUUUCAUUGUUUUCCUUUUAUUUUUAUGACCUCAGGCAGUAUAUGUCACAGCCAUCCUGCCCUACAUUGUGCUGUUCAUCUUCCUCAUUCGUGGACUGACUCUUAAAGGCUCCUUAAGUGGACUUCAGCAUCUCUUUACACCAGAUGUAUGUUUGUUUCAUUGAAAAAAGCCAAUCUUAUGCCACUGUCAUCAAAUUCAUAUUCUAGUUUUCCAAAGUUUUUUUUUUUUUUGCAUUAUCUGAAUACAGCUCUAUUACUCAAAAAUCACACACACAUGAAAACAUGCACCUUCCUCUUGCAGCUUGAUAAACUAACAAAACCCACAACUUGGCUGGAUGCAGGAGCACAGGUGUUUUAUGCCUUCAGCUUAGCAUGGGGAGGUCUCAUCUCAUUCUCAAGCUACAACCCUGUCCAGUAAGAGGCACUCAUAAAGCAUUAUCAGUUAAACUCAAAGUCACUUGAAUGAAAUAAAAAAAUAAAUCUUAAACUGCUGUGGCUUGACGUUCUGCAUUUGUUUUUACAAGCAACAACUGUGUGAAAGAUGCUGUAUUUCUGACGGGGGUAACCGGCUUCACCUCAGUCUAUGCUGCCACUGUCACCUACACCAUUAUCGGCUUCAGGGCCACAGAAAAAUUCGACACCUGUAUCAGCAAGUAAAACUUCUUCCAUUUUUCAUCAUCAAAACACAACAGAUCAAAGAUUUCGAUAAUAUUGACUUUAGUUAUCUGCGCUGUAAAAAGAGUGCUUCUAAAUAGUGUCAUGUUUUCUCUCCAGCAACAUCAUGACAUUAUUGAACGCAUUUGAGCUUCCUGAAGACAGCAUCACUCCAAGCAACUACGAAGCAGCUUUUGCUCACCUGAACAACUCCUCCCCUGAUGUUAUCCUCGGACUGGACAUCCCAACCUGUGACAUGAAGACCCUUCUCAGUGAGGUGACAACACUGGUGGCUGUUUAUUGGUUUCAUAAGUUAUUAUUGCUGAUCUGUAUUUUGUCCAUUUUUGCAGGGAGUGGAGGGGACAGGUCUGGCCUUUAUUGUGUUUACAGAGGCCAUCACCAAGAUGCCUGGUUCUCCAGCUUGGUCCGUCCUCUUUUUCAUUAUGCUUUUUUGUUUGGGGAUCUCAAGCCUGUUUGGCAACAUUGAAGGAGUGGUGGUCCCACUGAAGGACCUGAAAUUGGUACCCCAAAACUGGCCUCAAGAAGUUGUAACAGGUAAUCUGUUCUUUAAAACACUAAAGAUAUAUACAGCCCAAAAGCUAUAAUUGGAUUUUCAUCAAUACAAAAGCUGAUUGUUUCUUUAUUUGUUUCAGGAGUAACCUGCUUUGUGGCCUUUGCCAUGUCCCUCCUCUUUGCGCAGCAUUCAGGGAUUUAUUGGGUAACCCUCUUUGACAGCUUUGCUGGAUCUGUUCCACUUCUAACCAUUGGCUUAUUUGAGAUGAUAGCUGUUGUUUACAUCUAUGGAAUAGACAGGUAAGCAAAGAUAAUGUAUCUACUUUAUGAGGUGUUGUAUAAGAAAAGGUAAGCAUAUUGUAAUUGGCGGGACCAACCUGAUGCUGCUUGUUAUGGGGCUAUUUAUCAAGAAAUCAAUAACUCACACCAACCAUUGAUUUGACAAUUAUUUAAUUUAAAGGUGGUAACUGUAAAGUAUUUCUCAUUAAAAACCAUCACAAUUUGAGCUGCGUCCACAGUAAUGACUGACUCUGUCCUCCCAAAAUGAGUUGGUCUAUCAAUUAAUAAUGUUAAGCAGUUUAUUUUAUUUAUUUAUUUAUCUAUUUUGAGGAGCUAACUCAUCUGUAAUUCUUGGGCGAUUUAGAUAAAAAAAAAAGAAGCCUUAUGAUUUUCAACAUGCUUGCAAAGGCUAUAAGGCUGUAAGCAACCCAAAUGUCCAUACUUUGUUCAAUUUCGUAGAGUUUUUGCUUCCUAAGCCUUCUUCACAAUGUUUGUGUCCUCUCUUGGUUUUGGCGUUGCAGAAAAAAUCAAUGUCAAAUUAACCAUACUAUUUUGUGCGAUUACAAGGUUAUAGUUAGUCCUCUAGAGUCUGAAUUCAUAGCAACAUCUCUUGCAAUGGUUUGGUCUUCGUGAUUGUGGUCUGAAAUGGAGAAUUAACAGAUCAUAGCUGUUAAAUACUGCUCUGCAAUAGCCAAUCAGAAUCAAGUAUUUCACAGGGGGAUGUAAUGAUGUUGCACAGCAUCCUUCCCAGUGACUAUUUAGUGUAUUUAGUAUGGAGUAUUUCAACUUAUUACUGUUGUUCAAACUUGCUGAGAAUUGAUACUAAUGUUGUUGGAAUCCUAUCAUAAGCCUGUGAUUUAUUACAUUUUAUUAACCUGCAUUUUCUGUUUAUCAGGAUAGAAGUCAAUAAUCUCAAUAAAACUCUUUUGUGUGGCAGGUUCAAUGAAGACAUUAAGUUCAUGACUGGAUACAGGCCCGGCAUCUUCUGGCAGGCGUCAUGGAGGGUCAUCAGUCCUCUAGUAGUUGUUGUAAUUUUAGUUUUUUACCUGGUUACACAAGGCCAAGAAGAGCUCACCUAUUUAGUCUGGGAUCCAGAGUCUGUAAGUUCACAAGUUUAUCGAUUAAAUAUGUUCUUGUUUGACACUGAGUGUAUUAGUUGUUAGUCAAUUUCAGUUAGUCAAUUUCACAAAUAGUGGUACAGAUAACACUGCCUUCUCAUUUUGCAGAAGAAAUUUCCAGCUCUGGCUCCAAUACCUUACCCUUCAUGGAUCAAUGCAGUCAUCUUUCUUCUGGCGGGGAUCCCCAGUUUGGCAGCACCUUUGUAUGCAUUGUAUCGGCUGGCUUAUGUGAGCUGCAAAGACAAGAUGAAAACCAGGGAGAAACUGAAACAAAUUUCUUAA